AUGGGCAAGUCGGGGCAUAAAGCCGCUACUGGAGAGUUGGGGGCGACGGACCUGGAAAUAGUUCAAAUCGGCCUGUGUCCGAAGCAAGCAACUUGUUCGUCUGAUGGCGGGGCAGACAGGGAACGUCAGUCGAGUCGAGUCGGGUACCGGAAGGUGACAAGGUCAAAGGGAGAAACAAGUGAUGAUAUUUCAGACGGGAUGAAGAAGGACGCGAUGGAAGAAAUGCUCAAAGCUCCAAGGCGACCCGACGUCGCGCCAGAAUUCCAUUCGCUGGAAUUGGUUCAACGUUACCUUUUUCAAACUUCCAUGUGGCCACAAUUCGGGAUGGUGGAGAUCUGCCCGUGGCAGUAG
Messenger RNA from Neurospora hispaniola, 351 nucleotides. RefSeq lists its product as uncharacterized. Lineage: Eukaryota; Fungi; Ascomycota; Sordariomycetes; Sordariales; Sordariaceae. Bases 1 to 351 code for a protein of 116 amino acids. The transcript is spliced from 4 exons. The record is from RefSeq and is a predicted model, not a curated record.